GGAUUCGUCUACGCUCUUAUCAGCUGGAGGGAGUCAAUUGGCUAGCCCAGUGCUUCCAUUGCCAAAAUGGCUGUAUCCUGGGAGAUGAGAUGGGCCUGGGGAAGACCUGCCAGACUAUCGCUCUCCUCGUUUACUUGGUGGGAAGACUGAACGACGAAGGGCCAUUUCUGAUUCUUUGUCCCUUGUCUGUUUUGAGCAAUUGGAAAGAAGAGUUGGAGAGAUUUGCUCCAGGUCUUUCCUGUGUGACAUAUGUAGGUGGCAAGGAGGAAAGAGCCCACCUUCAGCAAGGCCUACAACAGGAGCCUCAUUUCCACGUGCUGCUGACUACCUACGAGAUUUGCUUGAAAGAUGCCUCGUUUCUAAAAUCCUUCUCUUGGAGUGUUCUUGCUGUGGACGAAGCUCACAGAUUGAAAAACCAGAGCUCCCUGCUGCAUAGGACACUUUCAGAGUUCUCAGUGGUCUUCCGUCUCCUGCUCACCGGAACUCCCGUCCAGAACAGCCUCCAGGAGCUCUACUCCCUCCUCAGUGUCGUGGAGCCUGACCUCUUCUGCAGGGAGCAGGUGGAAGAUUUUGUUCAGCGUUACCAGGACAUUGAGAAAGAGUCCAAAUCAGCAAAUGAGCUACAUAGACUCUUGCGGCCAUUUCUCCUAAGGCGAGUGAAGGCUCAGGUAGCCACAGAGCUUCCCAAGAAGACAGAGGUGGUCAUAUACCAUGGCAUGUCAGCACUACAGAAACAGUACUACAAGGCCAUCUUGAUGAAAGACCUGGAUGCGUUUGAGAAUGAGAUGGCAAAGAAGGUCAAACUGCAGAACGUCCUAACGCAGCUUCGGAAGUGUGUGGACCACCCGUAUCUGUUCGAUGGUGUGGAACCAGAGCCCUUUGAAAUUGGAGAGCACCUGAUUGAGGCCAGUGGGAAACUUCACCUGCUGGACAGGCUGCUGGCAUUUCUGUAUUCGGGGGGCCAUCGGGUCUUACUUUUCUCCCAAAUGACCCACAUGUUGGAUAUUCUGCAAGACUAUAUGGAUUACAGAGGCUAUAGCUAUGAGCGUGUGGAUGGCUCCGUGAGAGGAGAAGAGAGACACCUGGCCAUUAAGAACUUUGGAAAAGAGCCCAUUUUUGUUUUUCUCCUGAGCACCCGGGCAGGUGGAGUGGGCAUGAACUUAACGGCAGCAGAUACCGUUAUCUUUGUCGACAGUGACUUUAAUCCUCAGAACGACUUGCAGGCGGCUGCCAGAGCUCACCGAAUUGGCCAGAACAAGUCUGUUAAAGUCAUUCGGCUGAUUGGCAGAGAUACUGUGGAAGAAAUCGUGUACAGGAAGGCAGCCUCCAAAUUGCAGCUUACCAACAUGGUCAUGGAGGGGGGCCAUUUCACCCUAGGAGCCCAGAGACCGUCCGCUGAGGCCGACUUCCAGUUAAGCGAGAUACUUAAAUUCGGCUUGGAUAAACUGCUGUCCUCUGAGGGGAGCACCGUGGAUGAAGUAGACCUGGGAUCCAUCCUGGGAGAAACCAAAGAUGGCCAGUGGGUCCCUGAUGCUUUGCCUGCAGCAGCAGAAGGGGGAAACAGAGAACAAGAGGAAGGAAAAAACCAUAUGUACUUAUUUGAAGGUAAAGAUUACUCUAAAGAGCCCAGUAAGGAAGACAGGAAGUCCUUUGAACAGCUGGUGAAUAUUCAGAAAGCUCUGCUAGAGAAAACAAGUCAUGGGGGCCGGUCCCUCCGAAAUAAAGGCAGCAGCGUCCUUAUCCCAGGCCUGGCAGAAGGGCCCAUCAAAAGGAAGAAACUUCUGAGCCCAGAAGAGCUGGAGGACAGACGGAAGAAAAGACAGGAAGCAGCAGCCAAGAGAAAGAGACUAAUGGAGGAGAGGAAGAAGGAGAAGGAGGAAGCCGAACACAGGAAGAAGAUGGCCUGGUGGGAAUCCAACAGUUACCAGUCCUUCUGCCUGCCCUUGGAGGACAGCGAGCCCGAGGACCUUGAGGAUGGAGAAGACGAGACUUCUGGUGAGCUAGAUGAUGAAGACCUAGACUCAAUGGCUAUCAAGUACGUUAGCGGUGACGUCACCCACCCACAGGCUGAUGCCGAGGAUGCCAUCAUUGUUCAUUGUGUAGAUGAUUCUGGCCGCUGGGGCAGAGGUGGCUUAUUCUCAGCUCUGGAAGCACGAUCAGCAGAACCAAGAAAAAUAUAUGAGCUGGCUGGGAAAAUGAAAGACUUGAGUUUGGGAGGUGUCCUUUUAUUUCCUGUUGAUGAUAAAGAGUCACGAGACAAAGGGCAAGAUUUGUUGGCCUUGAUUGUGGCUCAGCACCGUGAUCGCUCCAAUGUCCUGUCUGGCAUUAAGAUGGAGGCUCUAGAAGAGGGCCUCAAGAAGUUAUUUUUAGCAGCAAAGAAAAAGAAAGCAAGUGUCCAUCUUCCACGCAUUGGACACGCUACAAAGGGUUUUAACUGGUACGGCACCGAAAGGCUCAUUCGGAAACAUCUGUCUGCAAGAGGCAUCCCAACAUACAUAUACUACUUUCCUGAAAGAAGUAAGGCUGCUGCCUGCCAUUCACGGUCUGCAUCUCCCUCUUCAGCACCGCUGGUUUCUUAGCAAUCAGCCCAGCAUAGAAUCCAGUUUUUAGCAACUGGCUAGUAAAUCCAUGGCGCAGAGUGACUGUUAGUUUUCAUGGAACAAGGCUGUUUUUUGGCUGCAUCCCCUACUCUGGAACCUCUGGAUAGUCUUUUAUGAAUUCUAAUUUUGUUUCACUGCAAUUGUUACUGUGAUACAGGACUGCACAGCUUAUUUGGGGAAGCCCCUUGGCUUCAGAUUAUAUAACUUUGUAUAAAAAUAAAUUUCCUAUCAUUAAUA
Cricetulus griseus (Chinese hamster) is the source of this 2837-nucleotide messenger RNA. NCBI's taxonomy places the organism in Eukaryota, Metazoa, Chordata, Mammalia, Rodentia, Cricetidae. The record is from RefSeq and is a predicted model, not a curated record.